This is a messenger RNA of Protopolystoma xenopodis, 411 nucleotides long. The record is from the annotation of a GenBank genome assembly. Lineage: Eukaryota; Metazoa; Platyhelminthes; Monogenea; Polystomatidea; Polystomatidae.
AUGUAUUUCGACUACUGUUAUUCAAUUGUGAGUAGUGCAAGUAACGCGCAGAAUAAUAGAUAUUUUGCAGAAUUGACUGUGACGGAUAUUUCUGAGUCGGCAGGAGAAAUAAGGGUCGCGGGCUUCAACCGACCGGAGUGCAGUGGACAGCCUCCGCCCGGGGCCAGAGCAUGGCUGAUCACUCUGGACCCGACGCCAAGUAAGUUUACCUCAUACGCGACCAAUCGCCUAUCAGGCAGGGGCCAUUUAUGCGGUCGCGGCUUUAUUUACAUCCUGUCAACUGUCUUCGAGUUGACCGAUUCUGAACUGGCCACAGUCAGGAAAAUGAGAAGUGAAGCCGAUUCUUUCUCACCGCAGCGUUACAGCACACUCAAUCCGCACUACAACCCACCAUCUAUUUGCACUCGAUAA